AUGGCUCGCUCCUCUGUGGUCCAGGAGUAUGGAGCGCCCUCGACCCCGACGCUGAGCGUCGACCAAAAGGUCGCGCUCGACCGCCACAGCUACCAGGUGCCACGGCCACAAGGCUAUCGCGUAUCAUGGCACGCCAACCCAGCCGUGGAGCUGCACCACUUCGGCCAGUCGCACCCGAUGAAGCCCUGGCGGCUGACCCUCACGAAGCAGCUGGUGAUGGCAUACGGGAUGCACCAUGCGAUGGACCUGUACAUGGCGCGCGCGGCAACAUCAGAAGAGAUGGCCGAGUUCCACGACGCAGACUACAUUGAGUUCUUGCGGCAGGUGAUGCCCGGCGACGUAGAUCGGCCCGAGCAGAGCGAUAACGUGGUGCGGUUUAAUUUUGGCGACGACUGCCCCGUCUUCGACGGGCUGUACAAUUACUGCUCGCUGUACGCGGGCGGGACCGUGGAUGCCGCGCGCAAGCUGUGCAAUAACCAGUCCGAGAUUGCAAUCAACUGGUCCGGCGGCCUGCACCACGCCAAGAAAUCCGAGGCCAGCGGGUUCUGCUACGUCAACGACAUCGUCCUGGGCGUCCUGCAGCUGCUGCGUCACCACCCGCGCGUGAUGUACAUCGACAUCGACGUGCACCACGGCGACGGCGUCGAGCAGGCUUUCUGGUCAACGGACCGCGUGUUGACGGUUUCGUUCCACAAAUACGACAAGGACAACUUCUUCCCCGGCACGGGCGCCCUCGAAGACACAGGCCCCUCGCACCCGCUGAACCCAGGCGCACACCACUCCAUCAACGUCCCCCUCAACGACGGCAUCGACGACGAGUCCUACAUCCAGCUCUACCACGACGUCAUCGGCGCCUGCGUGGAAACCUACCGCCCCGGUGCCAUCGUCCUCCAAUGUGGCGCCGACAGUCUCGGCUGCGACCGGCUAGGCUGUUUCAACCUCAAUGUGCGCGCUCACGGCGCCUGCGUUGCCUUCACCAAGACCUUCGGGCUACCUCUCCUCGUGGUAGGAGGGGGUGGAUACACACCACGCAAUGUCUCCCGCGCCUGGGCGCACGAAACCUCCAUCCUCAUCGACGCAGACCAGAACCUCGACCCCACGAUCCCGGAAACCGUCGCAUUCCGCAACCACUUCGGCCCAGACUACUCGCUCUUCCCCCCGCUGUCGGAGCUGCGCAAACUCGAGAACAAGAACCCACGGCCCUACCUCCAGAGCCUGGUCGAGGCCGUCCACGAGCAGCUCCGCUAUAUCCAGGGUGCACCCAGCGUGCAGAUGGGGUUUAUUCCGCCGGAUAUCUUGGGCCUGCGCGAGGAUACCGAGAAGGAGAUCGAGGAGCAAACGGCUGCUAUGGAAGAGGAGCGCGAGGAACGAGAUGGCGGUGGCUCUGCUGCUAUAGCUGCUGAUGUGGCUGCGGCUAAUUUGCAGGGUAUGGAUAUGGGCUCAGCUGGUGCUAUUCCCCGUAUGAAUCGUCGGCGGGAGCUGGAGCGCGGAGCUGGCUACAGGGGCGAGCUGUAUUCAUAA
Messenger RNA from Penicillium lagena, 1521 nucleotides. RefSeq names its product histone deacetylase HOS2 (gene hosA). Lineage: Eukaryota; Fungi; Ascomycota; Eurotiomycetes; Eurotiales; Aspergillaceae. Gene Ontology annotation, molecular function: histone deacetylase activity. The transcript has a single exon. The record is from RefSeq and is a predicted model, not a curated record. Bases 1 to 1521 code for a protein of 506 amino acids.